This is a messenger RNA of Ciona intestinalis (vase tunicate), 2025 nucleotides long. The record is from RefSeq. Lineage: Eukaryota; Metazoa; Chordata; Ascidiacea; Phlebobranchia; Cionidae.
CCUGCGUGGUGGAAUAAAAGGUUAUUGGAAUAAAAAUAAGAAUAGGUACCUUCUGUUAGUAUGGCUGCAAUAUUAGACAAAGUUCGUUCAAGAAUUGUGUCAUUGGGACCAACAAGUGAAGAGAAAUUCUCCUUUGCCAAGUCCAGCGACCAACCCCACCCAUCAGGAAGUGGGUGCCAGGGCGACGGCGCCACCAACCCAAGUUCCAACAGCGUAUCGCAUCCGGAACGUUCGACCUCAGGUGUGGAAAAGCCGACGAUUACAGCUUGGGACGCCGGGUGGAAUGUCUCUAAUGCAAUUCAGGGAAUGUUCGUUCUUGGGCUCCCAUACGCAGUGUUGCACGGUGGUUAUCUCGGUCUUAUACUCAUCAUUGUGACAGCGGUGGUUUGCUGCUACACCGGCAACAUCUUAAUUGACUGUCUGUACGAAACCAGUCCUUCCGGAGAACGACUGCGGGUGCGUUCCACCUACGUUGACUUGGCAGCUCACUGUUGGGGAAAACAUUUGGGUGGCUAUCUAGUAAACGCAGCACAAUUGAUAGAAUUAUUGAUGACGUGUGUUCUUUAUGUCGUCGUUUCCGGUAACCUGAUGACAAAUAGUUUUCCACAUGGACCAAUCAGAGAAGCAGGAUGGUCAGUGCUUGCUUGCCUCGUUCUAUUCCCUUGUAUAUUUCUUCGUCACCUGAGGGCGGUAUCGAGAUUCAGCAUGGGGUGUUCGGUCGCACAGAUUGUGGUUCUUGGUAUCACGAUCGUUUAUUGUAUUACAAAGAUCAACACCUGGGCUUGGAGUGAGAUUACCAUAAGCGUCGAUAUGAAACAGUUCCCGGUCUCCAUCGGCGUUAUCGUCUUCAGCUAUACUUCACAAAUUUUUCUCCCGUCGUUAGAGGGCAGUAUGGAGAACCGCGGAGACUUUCGUUCCAUGUUAAGUUGGUCUUACGUGGCGUCGUGCGUCACGAAAGCGUCGUUCGCGCUCAUAUGUUUUUUAACAUGGUCUAAGGAUACGAAAGACGUGGUCACCGAUAAUCUACCUCCUACGUUGCGUGCAAUGAUAAAUGUUCUGCUUGUGGUGAAAGCUUUACUUUCGUAUCCACUGCCCUACUAUCAAGCUAUCGAGGUGAUGGAACAAACAAUGUUCACGGGCGCCACUGGUGGCUGGGGGUCCCUUUUUGGUACGAAACGUCACGCUUACGGCGAGUUUACCGAUGACACGGAACCCAUCGUACAAAGCACUAGUUUUAACACCGACGUCCCUUCAUCACCGAGCAGCACGACCGACAACAGCGAAGACGGUUUGGAAGACAAGUCUACAACGAAGAACGUGAUAUUGACGCUGGAAGAUGAUACGAACAAACAAAGUUCUUGUCCCUCCUGUUAUUCGGCAACCGGUGAUCUUCAAGUGUGGGCUCUAGUUCUGCGAGCGGGAUUGGUACUUGGCACACUGCUUAUGGGUGUAUUUAUCCCACAUUUUGCCUUGCUAAUGGGAUUGACUGGUAGUCUUACUGGAACGUCACUUGCUUUUCUUUUCCCUUGCGCUUUCCAUCUUCAAAUAAAGUGGCGCGAGAUGAAAUGGCGAGAAAUCGGGCUCGAUGUUUUCAUUUUUAUCUCUGGGACCGUUUGUGGCAUCACAGGAAUCUACUUUUCCAUUCAAGGCCUGUAUGAGGUCUACAACCCGUCUCAAAUCUCUAACGCUUUGGGGGCCGUAAACGGAACAUCGAACGUCACACACACCGCUCUUAUAGCUCCCGGUUUCUUUCCAGAGUUUCCGCUUCAACCGGACUUAGACCUCCCGGCUUUCCCUGAGGAACCUUUUAUCUCAGAUAACUCGCCAACAUCUGGAAACAAGAAGACAAAUGACGACACGAUGACGUACCUCGAGGAAAGUGACGUCAUAGACCUGGUUCCACCUCCGCAAUUACCAGACAGCGCCAAAACCAGUCGAACAUCAGAAGCCCAGCACCUCCGGAAAAGAAGAUGACCAUAUUUCGUAUUCCUAGCACAGACCGAGCAUCGAGCACUAUAGUUAAAA